CCCCGCCCCGGAGUGAGGCGUCGCCUCCCCGCCUGCGGUGUGUGCGCCGUGUACACCGCGCUUAGUGUCGGGCUGGCCUCGGCGACUGGGAGAGGGCAUGGGGGAGACCCUGGGGUCGUGUGCUGCCAUCAUUCGUGCGGGAGUCUCCGGCCUUCAGUGCUGCUGACUCGCACGGGCUCUCCCUCCGCGCCCCCGACCCGGCGCAGCGGCGCCUGGGAGGGGGGCGGUCGGCCCGGCAGGGAGGAGCCACGGCCUGCGCGAGUCGCCCCCGCCCCGCGUCCGCCAGCCAGACCGGCUCGUUGACCCUUGCACCAAGGCGCGCUGGGUGCGCGUGCUCGCGCGCGCGCGCGCGCCGCCGCCCGCAGAGAUCCUGGAGGGAGCGCGCCCCGCGCCCCCUCCCAGUCUCGGGUCUGGGGACUGUCGGGCCACUAGUCUGCCCCACCGCGCCAGCCACCACCGCAGGCUGCAGCCCAGCGCUCAGACCCUGCGGCCCGGGGCUCAGUUCCGGGCCUGGGGGCCCUGCAACCUAGCAGGGAGCUGCGGGAGCUUCUGGCAGGGCGAAAGUGACAGACCCCGCGCCAGGCUCCGGAGCUGGGGGCAUGGAGAACUCCUCGGCAGCGUCGGCCUCCUCCGGGGCUGGGAGCAGCCGCUCCCAGGAGAUCGAGGAGCUGGAGCGCUUCAUUGACAGCUACGUGCUGGAGUACCAGGUGCAGGGGCUGCUGGCCCACAAGGCGGAGGGCGACGGCGAGAGCCAGAAGACACAGUCCCCCGUCUCCCAGUGGACAGCGGACUGCAGCGAACAGCUGGACGGCAGCUGUUCCUUCUCCCGAGGGCGAGCCCCACCACAGCAGAACGGCAGCAAAGACAACUCUUUGGACAUGCUGGGCACCGACAUCUGGGCCGCCAACACCUUCGACUCCUUCAGUGGCGCCACCUGGGACCUGCAGCCCGAAAAGCUGGACUUCACGCAGUUCCACCGGAAGCUCCGACACGCGCCUAAGCAGCCGGUGCCACACAUCGACCGUGAAGGGUGUGGAAAAGGGAAGCUGGCGGAUGGGGAUGGCAUCAACCUGAAUGACAUCGAGAAGGUCCUCCCGGCCUGGCAGGGCUACCACCCGAUGCCCCACGAGGUGGAGAUCGCUCACACCAAGAAGCUGUUCCGGAGGCGGAGGAACGAUCGGAGACGGCAGCAGAGACCGCCAGGAGGGAACAAGCCCCAGCAGCACGGUGACCACCAGCCUGGCAGCACCAAACACAACAGGGACCACCAGAAAUCCUACCAGGGGGGCUCGGUGCCCCACCCCUCAGGGAGGCCCACGCACCACGGCUACAGCCAGAACCGGCGCUGGCACCACAGCAACAUGAAGCACCCGCCAGGAGACAAGGGGGAGGCGGGUACCCACCGCAAUGCCAAAGACACCGUGGCCAUCGAGAGCCCCAGACUCGAGGACAGCCUGGGAGACCCCGAGCCUCCCCGCAGCCCGGACGGCCCGGCCCCCACGGCCCCCGGGGGCCUGCCUGCCCAGCAGCCAGGGGGCCCAGAGGCCGAGAGCCGGCGGAAAGACAGCGCUCUUGCCGAGCGCAGCGGGGAGCGGCCCAGAGUCACCCUGCUCCAGUCUUCCAAAGACAGGCUGCGGCGGAGGCUGAAGGAAAAGGUACCGGAUGAAGUGGCGGUGGAGACGCCCAGCCCCCAGCAGAACAAGAUGGACAAGCUGACCGAGAUUCUGAACAGCAUGCGCAACAACAGCAGCGACGUGGACGCCAAGCUCACGUCCUUCAUGGAGGAGGCGCAGAACUCCACCAACUCGGAGGAGAUGCUGGGCGAGAUCGUGCGGACCAUCUACCAGAAGGCCGUGUCCGACCGCAGCUUCGCCUUCACGGCCGCCAAGCUCUGCGACAAGAUGGCGCUGUUCAUGGUGGAGGGGACCAAGUUCCGGAGCCUGCUCCUCAACAUGCUCCAGAAGGACUUCACGGUGCGCGAGGAGCUGCAGCAGCAGGACGUGGAGCGCUGGCUGGGCUUCAUCACCUUCCUGUGCGAGGUGUUCGGCACCAUGCGCAGCAGCACGGGCGAGCCCUUCCGCGUGCUCGUGUGCCCCAUCUACACCUGCCUCAGGGAGCUCUUGCAGUCUCAGGACGUGAAGGAAGACGCUGUCCUUUGCUGCUCAAUGGAGCUGCAGAGCACAGGCCGGCUGCUGGAGGAGCAGCUGCCCGAGAUGAUGGCCGAGCUCCUGGCCAGUGCCCGGGACAAGAUGCUGUGCCCCUCGGAGUCCAUGCUGACCCGGUCUCUGCUCCUGGAGGUCAUCGAGCUGCAUGCCAACAGCUGGAACCCUCUGACGCCCCCCAUCACGCAGUACUACAACAGAACCAUCCAGAAACUGACAGCCUGACCGCCGCGGGGCCAGAUGGACAGGCGGGAGGACAGGGGUGGCCCCCGCAGGAGAAGGAAGCAAGGACGAGGGCAGGCAGAGCCAGGAGCCGGUCUGGAGCCAGCCAGGGAAGGGAUCAAGUCCCUGAGAUGCGCGGCCCCCGCCCCCACUCAGGCCGACCCCUGCCCGCGCACGCAGAGCCCGCCCCCGUAGGGGAAGCAUGUUUCUUUUCACGGUGGUCCUGGCCCCCCCCACCGCACUCCCACAGAACUUCGUGCCCUGGGGGCUCACGUGUGUCUGUCGGAGACCCGGCAGCCUCUCACACUGGGUCAGACAGGACCUCAGAGAGCUGAGAAAGUAGGUGGAGGCGGGCAGGCCGGCAUUGUCCCCGCGUGCCGUCAGCCGCGGUCGCCAACUGGCAGCAGGCGACGUGUAGCAGAUGUCCGCGCGGACAAAGGCAGGCACGGUCCCCACCAGCCGCCCGUAAUUGGCGGCCUUUGUCAGCCCCGGUGGAGCCGCGUCUUUCUGUAACCUUCGCACUCCCCCCUCCCUCCGGCCCCCGCCCCCCCACCCCACCCAAGCCUCCGGCCUGCCAGAGGGGUCGGCAGCGGGGAGGGGGAACUGGGGGUGGCGAGGGCUUUUGUUUUAUUGUGAUUUCGUUUUCAAAAGUCGGCUGCUUUGAAGUCUCUUCUCGAUGUGAGGACCCCCGGUUAGUGGGAGAUCCAGCCGGCCCCCUCUGCGCAGGUUCCCUUGCCACAGACCGCUUGCCAGUGGCCAAUUAGGAUGACUGGAAGCUUCUGCCCCUGCGGGGGUCCCGCGUUCCUCGGCCCCAGGCCAGCAGCGCCUCUGCUCUCUUACUCUCGAAGGGCUGACACUGUCGCCACUGGGACUGCGUUCAUCCCAGAUGCCAGGUGGCGUGUCCCACGGGGCUUGUCCCCAGCUGAGCCUCGUCGCUGCCCUGGCCUCAUCCCGGACAGGGGACACCGCUCGUUCUCUGAGUCAGGUGACCAGGCGAGGCCACCAGAUGGAGCUUUCUGGGCUGGAAACAGGCUGGGGAUCCUGGAAACCCCCCGCCCCGUGCUAGGGAGCUGCCCCAUUGAGAUGGCCAGAGAGGAAGACGUGGCCAACCCCAGGGAAGUGCCAGGUGUAUGCACAGGCCCAUCUCCCAGGUCUGGAGCCCACCCUUUGAGGAGCCCCCAGGAAAUGACAGUCGGGGUCUCACCGAAGACCCUCCUCGGCCUGCUGGCCGAAUCCCCCUGGCUGGAGUGAAGGUGGGAAAGGGUCGCCUCUUUGUUUCUGAGUCCAGGGCUGUCAGGCGGGUGGGAAGAGGACUCCCCGGUCCUCUCGGGCUUUCCAUACCAGCUGCACCUGCCUUCCAGCCCCAGGAUGAAAGCCCCUACCAAGCCCCCAGAAAGAGCCUGUUGGGACAAGGUAUGGGGCUCACAGGUUUCUCCAAAACGAGUAGGUGGUCCCCACCAGGAAGCCCACGCCCCUGCUGGCCCUGGCCUCCUGCCUCCCCAGCCCUUGUCCUCUCAAGCUUCCCCUCACAGCCUUGCUCCCCGGCCCUGUACCUUGGGCCCAGCCUGGGCCUCGGGGAGACCCAGCAGCCCCGCAGGAGGCAUCUAGGGCUGGGCUGGGGCUGAUGCUGGAGCCCUCAGAGGGCACCCAGGAGAUCACACUCCGUGGAGCCAGGCCAGCCACACCCGUGUGUGUGUGUGUGCGUGCGUGUGUGCACGUGUGUGCGAGUGUGUGUGCGCUUGCAUCUGCUGAGAAUGCAGCAAACAGACCUGGGAGGGGGCGCUCAGGUCACAGAAGCAGCAGGGGGUGAGGUCCCCUAGGCUUGGCCUUGGCCUUGGCGAGCAAGCUUCCUGAAGGGGCUCCCAGCACUGUGCACGGAGCGGGCCCUUCCUGCCCCCAGCCCGCCUUGGCUCCGAGGGCCAGAGUGUGAAGAAGUGAGAUAUAAAUAUGUAUACAUAUAUAAAUAUAUUUUUAAUUACGUGUCGUGUCACCGUGGCUCCAGACGUACGGUUUGCCUCGUUGAUUCCAUUGCUGGACAGUGCUUCCUGGCCAAGCUGAGUAACACUCGGCUGUUUUUCUAAAUGCAGCUUGCUGCUACUUUUUCAGACGUGGAAGGAAAACGUUAAAAACUUUUUUUUUUUUAGAAACAGCAGUAAAGCCUAAAAUUUGAGACUCAGAGGCGACUUCCCAUGGGAGGCAACUCAGACCGGACCUGGGGGGCAGGAGGGGGUGCCCCAGAGCCCCCUGCUGCCUCCCCAGGCUGAUGGCCUCCCUCUGCUGACUCCUGAAUGUAUCAUGGGAAGCAAAACUGGACGUUGCAUUUCUGGGCCCAGCCCGCGGCUCCUGGCACACCCAGGAGGCCCCGGCCGGGGCUCCUGCUGCCGCCUCCGCCUCUUCCCCCUGCUGUCAGGAUGAGUUAGUCCUAGUUUUCCUCCAAGGCGGCCUGCUUGCCACAGCCCUGCUCCCCUAUGGCCUAGUGGCCACAGCCCUGCGAGGCUCCCCACCUCCUCCCGGGGCCAGGCCAGGAGCCCCCAGCAUCCCGCACCCCAACCCCAGUCUUGUCUGCUCUCUUGCCCUAACCAGUCUGUAACCUGUCCGGCCUGGGGCGCGCCUGUCCCUCCGUGUAAGUGUAAAAGUGGGCCACGUCGGUAUUUAUUCGGAUUUUUAUUUUAUUUUAUUUUCUCCGAGGGGUGGGGGCGGGGUUGUGAGAACUGUAGCAGGGAUCACGCCCUGGGCAGCUGCAGGGGUGGGGGCCCCACAGCAGGGCAGCCCCCUGGGGCCUCCACGGAGGCGUGUCCCCGCUGUCACCUGCUCCCACGGACUCUCUGGGCCUGCUCCUCGCCCGUCGGCGUGCUGUUGAGAAACCUCUGGCUGGGCCUUUGAGGACGCGGACCGGAAUGAAGACGACAGCCCUCUGCCUGGGACACUCGUGUGGGAGGGCUGGCUGCCGCGCCCAAGCCAGCGGGGAGCCGGAGCAGGGGCCGGGGGCCUUUGCCUGAAGCUGCAGCGGGACCCCGUGCAACCUCCUCCCCUCCGUCGGUGUGUCCUGCUUCCCAGCUGAACCCAAACUACAAGUGGGUUUUAAAAAAUAAACAAUACCAAAAAACACAAAA
Messenger RNA from Oryctolagus cuniculus (rabbit), 5497 nucleotides. RefSeq names its product cap binding complex dependent translation initiation factor (gene CTIF). Gene Ontology annotation, molecular function: protein binding; RNA binding; translation activator activity. Lineage: Eukaryota; Metazoa; Chordata; Mammalia; Lagomorpha; Leporidae. Gene Ontology annotation, cellular component: cytosol. The record is from RefSeq and is a predicted model, not a curated record. Gene Ontology annotation, biological process: regulation of translational initiation.